Molecule: messenger RNA, 2587 nt
Organism: Acanthopagrus latus (yellowfin seabream)
Lineage: Eukaryota; Metazoa; Chordata; Actinopteri; Spariformes; Sparidae
Gene: oxtrb
Product: oxytocin receptor like
Biological process (GO): positive regulation of vasoconstriction; maternal process involved in parturition; G protein-coupled receptor signaling pathway
Cellular component (GO): membrane
Molecular function (GO): oxytocin receptor activity; vasopressin receptor activity; peptide binding
Source: RefSeq, a predicted model, not a curated record
GGAAAAUAACACGAGGGGCGGGGGCUGCUGAGAUUGUUCGAUACAGAGCUUCAGCGAAGCAGACAUCAAUCUGGACGCAGAGAGGGAUGAGGGGCUGAGAGGCCCAGAAAUAACUUCCCCGAGGGUCGUUUUUAACAGAAGACAUGAGCGCUCCUUCUGGAUUACGCACCGAUUUAACUUGAGGGCAACUCAAAAAAACAACUUUAACGGAGUGAGCUGGAGGGAAAUCUGGCAGGAAGACGACACUUCCUAACAGCUGAAGGCGACCCCGACUCUUGAUUUGUGAUGUGACCGCUGGCUGCGCCGAAGUGGCGCUUUUACGCACGAUGGAGGACCUUUUACGCGAGCAGAAUAGCUGGGCGCAGAACGUUUCAUGGGGCAACUUGAGCCGUGGAAAUGAGAGCCAUAUAGGAAACACGACGGUGAAUCCUCUGAAGCGAAACGAAGAAGUGGCCAAAGUGGAAGUUGCCGUCCUGGUGCUGGUGCUCCUGCUCGCUCUGACCGGCAACCUGUGCGUCCUGUGGGCUAUCCACUCCAGCAAGCACAGCCAGUCUCGGAUGUAUUUCUUCAUGAAGCACCUGAGCAUCGCGGACCUCGUCGUUGCAGUGUUUCAAGUCUUACCGCAGCUCAUCUGGGACAUCACGUUUCGCUUCUAUGGGCCGGAUUUGCUGUGCAGGCUGGUGAAAUACCUCCAGGUCGUGGGCAUGUUCGCGUCCACCUACAUGCUCGUCCUGAUGUCCAUCGACAGGUGCCUGGCGAUCUGCCAGCCUCUCCGCUCCGUGCACAAGAGGAACGAUCGCCUGUGCGUGAUCGCCUCCUGGAUGCUCAGCUUGAUAUUCAGCUCCCCUCAAGCCUACAUAUUCUCCUUGAAGGAGGUGGGGGACGGCGUGUAUGACUGCUGGGGGGACUUUGUGCAGCCGUGGGGAGCCAAAGCUUACAUCACAUGGAUGAGCCUCAGCAUUUACAUCUUCCCAGUGGCGAUUUUAAGCGUCUGCUAUGGCUUGAUAUGUUUCAAAAUAUGGCAGAAUUUCAAUUUGAAAACCAGAAGGGAGCACAUCCUGGCCCUGACAGCGAGGCCCUCCAAGGGCGCUCUCCCCCUCACCCGUGUGAGCAGCGUGAGGCUCAUUUCAAAAGCGAAGAUCCGCACAGUGAAAAUGACAUUUGUGGUGGUGGUCGCCUACAUAAUGUGCUGGACUCCCUUCUUCUUUGUCCAGAUGUGGUCUGCAUGGGACCCUGCAGCACCAAGAGAAGACAUGGCCUUCAUCAUCGCCAUGUUGCUGGCCAGCCUCAACAGCUGCUGUAACCCCUGGAUCUACAUGUUCUUUGCCGGUCACCUGUUCCAGGACCUGACGCGUUGCUUCUUCUGCUGCUGCAGACAGUACCUGACAGCCUCCACCUGCAGCUGCGAUCGACCGUGCCGGCACAAGAGCAGCUCCGCCACUUACGUCAUCAAGAACGAGAGCGCCAGAGGAGCCUCACACACACAUCCAGCAUGGGGGGACUUGGACACUGAAGAGCCAGCUGAAAGCCGACCAUGCUUCCUGUAGUCGGGUAACCUGGCAAUCCCCCACUUUUUCAGGCAUUUAAUGAUCUGCAGCGGUGGCCCAUUGCAACAUGUUUUAAAUUGAGCUAAAUAGACAAUGUAAACCUCCUGUCCUGAAAAUGCCCUGCAUCCUGUGAUAACAAAGACCAGAACAAAAUGUCUCCAAUCGUAAUGGAUGUGUGCCCUCGGCUUUCCUUCCUCUGCACCAGAAUCCUGCACAUGCAAUAUUUCUCGUAUAAUGUAGGCUUCAGCAGUUCCAGAUUUACCCCACGUCUUCCUGUAUAAACAGCCAUGAAGAUAUCCGCAAAGAGUUGUUGUUCGUACGCUUCCCUGCUUCACCCUUCAAUCUUAAAGUCUGCGACAGUUGUUGUCCUGACCUUCAAGCAAAUGUAAUCAUCACAAUAAUCAUAUUAAUUUUGCACGGGGAGAUCCCUUCCACGAAGCAAAGUAUUUUAAGAAAGAGUUUGUCAGAUUACAAAAAUGUCUUUGUUCUGUGCAAAUGAGCUCUAAUCCAGUUACUGUAACGAUUGUUUGCUCCUUAAAGCAACGAUACUUUGUGCAAAAAGUAUUUUAAGGUUACAUAAUUAAAUUUUAUGGUUGGUUAAAUCACAAUGUUGGUAUGCAUGAAUGAUAUAUGAGGUUAUUAAGAUAAUAUCCACCCUCAAGGUUUGGUUUAUUUCAAACAUCUCCAUUGAAAUUCAUCAACAAAGCAUAACCCAUGAGGAAUGCAUUUUACCACACGGAGGCUGGUUUCCAUGUUUUUCAGCAGGCUUUCGUGUGCUGCACAUCAAACAGUGUUUGUCUGCCGUGAUGUAUUAUGAAAUUCAUUCUGUAAAAACUUUCCACUGCUACUCGUCUGUGUUAACAUGUCAUGUUUUUAUCAACUCCAUCUCCUCUUUCUCUCGGUGGAAGGUGCUCAAAAGGCCGCUGGGUUUUAGGCACACUGAAACACAUUUCAUCUGGAAUAAUGGUUCCCCCUUGUGGACACCUCGAUAUCCUAAACAAUGAGUCUGCUCAGUCUCCUGUUCUGUUCUAUUUGACACA